CACUCACUCACCAGGCUAACCCAAAAUAGCAAUCAAAGCCCCACCACUUCAUACGCGUCGUCUUCCCCUUUGCCGCAUUUCCUCUCGCUUCACUUCUCACACUUCCCAACCCACUCACUCUCACCUCGCUAUCGUCGCCGGCGACGUCCCCCGUAACUCCUCCGUUCCGGCAUUUUCUCCUCUCCGUAUCAACAAUGAGUUCGGGUAAAGGGAGUAAGAACCCUUCUGGUUCAGGAGCUUCUGGUCAUGUGCCACAAGGUGAUGCAUGGGAGACUUAUGGUAAGAAGUCGAGAAACAAAGCUGGCAGCAGUGCUACGAAUCAGCGUGCUCCCCAAAACUCCACUGCUGUUUCUACUGGCAAUGCUUGGGGAACUUCGGGUCCUAAUGCAUGGAAUCACGGUGGAUCAGGAAGGGGUCCUGCUAGUGACCUAGAUCCUAGAAGACCACCAGCUGGUAGAGGUAAUGACAGGGUUCCUGCUGUGAUAACACCUCCCUUACAACAUGGAUGGAACUGGUCUAGUAGAGUGGCGCCCACUCAAUCUGCUAGCCAAGUUCACCAAAUUCCACCUGCUCCAGAAAGCAUUCAAACUGUUAAUGAUGAAAUGGGAGAAGAAGAUACCGAAGAUGAUGACAUGCUUGAUGACUCUGAUGAAGAGUUACUCAGUGAUGAUUUUGACUCAGAUGGAAGCGCAAAGAGUCACGGAACACGCAAGAAGAAUCCAUGGUUCAAGGAGUUUUUUGACAGUACUGAUAAAUUGGCCAAUGAAGAGCUCAAUGAUCCUGAAAGGCAAUGGCACUGUCCUGCUUGCAAAGGAGGUCCUGGUGCUAUUGAUUGGUAUAAGGGUUUGCUUCCGCUAAUGACACAUGCCAAAACACGGCGAUCUAAGCGAACAAAGUUGCAUAGAGAAUUUGCAGAACUGUUGGAGGAAGAAUUAAACUUGAGAGGAACUUCUGUUUCUAGAGCAGGAGAAUCAUAUGGAAGCUGGAAUGGAAUUAUUGAGAAAGAUUAUGAGAUAGUGUGGCCACCAAUGGUCAUAAUCAUGAACACUAGGCUUGAGAAAGAUGACAAGGACAAGUGGACUGGAAUGGGAAACCAGGAACUGCUUGAUUACUUCCACAACUAUGCUGCUGUCAGGGCCCGACAUUCGUAUGGGCCACAAGGCCAUCGAGGCAUGAGUGUUCUGAUUUUUGAGGCAUCUGCUGUGGGCUACCUUGAGGCUGAGCGUCUUGGAAAGCACUUUUCAGAUACUGGAAGAGACAGGGAAUCCUGGGUAAGAAAUCCUGUACUAUUUUACGCUGGUGGGAGGCGCCAACUCUAUGGUUACAUGGCAGGGAAGAAAGAUAUAGAUUCCUUUAACCAACAUUCACAUGGUAAAACCCAACUAAAAUUUGAAAUGAGAUCACAUCGGGAGAUGGUUGUGAAUCCAAUGAAGCAGAUGAGCGAGGACAACCAGCAGCUGCAGUGGUACAAAAACAAAGCCGCAAAACACCAGAAGCAGGCAAAAGCUCUUGAAGAAUCUUUUCUUGUGAUGGGUGAAAAGUGCCGUGAGACAGCAGAGCAAAACAAAGUUGUUUUGUCAAGAACAAAAACCCACCAUGAACAGAACCAAGAAGAGAUGAAGUAUCUAGACUGGUUCAUUAAAGAAAAGCUCCAAAGCAUACAUGAUGCAAACACUGCAUGGGGUGGUAACCAUGCAAGUUCUUCAGUUGCGGACAACAAUCGAAGGGCUGAACAACUGGCAAAAUAUUUCGAAUCUCUGGAACUGGAAAAGGGAGACUCUGUGGAACAUAAGCAGAAACUGAUGGAAGCUUAUGAGGAAUUGAAAUGCAGACGCCAGGCGGAAGAGGAUGAAAUGAAGCGGCGCCAUCAAGCAGAAGAGGAUGAGAUGAGGCGCAGGCACCAGGAAGAGGAGGCCGCCGCAAAGGAAGGGUUGAAUGCUGUAUUGGCCAAGUUGAUGGAGAAGUAAUGCGGUAAUGCCACUCUGGCAUUUGACAUAUUAUUGGAUAAACCAGACAUCUUUAAAAUUUGAUUUUGAACUGAUUAUCGCUAUUAUUAGUACUAUUUGUAUUAACUAUUACUCCCUCCGUUCCAAUUUGCAAGAUACUUUACGGUUUACGAUGUUUGACCGAUGAUAAAACAAAUUGAUCCU
This is a messenger RNA of Cuscuta europaea, 2150 nucleotides long. The record is from the annotation of a GenBank genome assembly. Lineage: Eukaryota; Viridiplantae; Streptophyta; Magnoliopsida; Solanales; Convolvulaceae.